CUUCAAGAUGGCAGCCCCCAUGGAUUUGUAUGACAAUUCGUUGCUCGGAAUUAUUCAACAUGUUGGCGAAAUCCAGCCAUUCCUUGACGUGGUUUUCAAUUUUUUACUAAGAAGAACUGAUUUCUAUCGUAUAAUGCACAAUAGGGAGGAUAAGAUGGGAUUUCCACCGGGAGUUGCUAGGCAGAUGGUAAUGCAGACAUUCACAAAAUAUGAGCAGUAUGCAUUGCAGAUGAUGCAACGAGAAGAUGCAGAGAAAAAUAAACGUGGCGAAGUUGCUCCACCUGCAGUGGAAACCGUUGAAGUGCAAUCAGAGGAUCCGAUUAGUGUUGAAAAACCCACAGAUAAAUGCGAAGAGAAGGAACAAAAAACAUCACCUGCAAAACCAAGUCAAGAGAGCAAACCUAAAGCAGCUGAGAGUGGUCAUCCAGCAAUAACGACAGGAACAGACAGCUAUAAUGGUGCUGCGUUAGACAACUAUUCAUGGUCGCAGUCAUUCACAGAUGUUGAUAUCAAGGUUCCGAUUCCAACCUCUGUUAAGAAAGGCAAAGACGUGAAGGUUGACAUAACCUCUGAUCGUAUCUCGGUGUCUUUAAAACCCGGCGUUGUGGAGAAAGAUGAAAAAGUGCUAAUGGCUGGAAAGUUGAAAUAUAACAUAAAGCGAGAGGAUUCCAUGUGGAGUUUAGAGCCUGGUAAUUGUAUUCAGAUAAACUUGGAGAAGACUAUGGAAAAGAUGUGGUUAGGAGUAUUGGAAGGUGACCCCGAAAUCAAACAAGACACCAUAGAUCCCACAAGACACUUGCAUGAUAUGGAUGAUGACUCCCAAGCUGGGUGGCGACAAGCGAUGUUUGAUUUCCAGCAAAAACAACAAGGCAAACCAACAAGUAAAGAAUUGGAAACGCAUGGAAUACUGAAAAAGGCAUGGGACGCUGAAGGAUCUCCGUUCAAAGGCACUGAAUUUGAUCCAUCCAAGUUGAACAUAUCCACGUGACCUUUGACCCACAUUAACAUAUUGUGCCAUUAUUUUUGCCAAGAAAUAAUUCCCUUCUCCAUAAGGUUUUUUUUUCACAUGCAACUAUGUAUACUUGCAUCAAAAUUGUUGUUUUCUGUGAACAUAAAUUACAGUUUAUCUAGUAUAGAAUAUACAGUUCUCCCAUUCUAUCAAGAUUAGCAUUACCGGGUAUUAAAGAAUUCCUGUUAUUAUGAAGCUAGACUAAUGACAUUG
This is a messenger RNA of Saccoglossus kowalevskii, 1222 nucleotides long. Its product is annotated as nudC domain-containing protein 3-like. Gene Ontology annotation, cellular component: cytoplasm. The record is from RefSeq and is a predicted model, not a curated record. Gene Ontology annotation, biological process: protein folding. NCBI's taxonomy places the organism in Eukaryota, Metazoa, Hemichordata, Enteropneusta, Harrimaniidae.